AAAAGCUAGAUGUAGGGACAUGUAUUACUGGUCUGCACUACUAAAUCUGUACACAAGCAACCAUGGCUCUUGACGCUGACAACAAAGGACUCAUCCAGGCCAUCUGGACACCUAUUGCAGCCCAUGCUGAUCAAUAUGGAGCAGAAGCUCUCUACAGGAUGUUCCUUUCCUCUCCCCAGACCAAGACUUACUUCCCUAACUUUGACUUGCAUAAGGAUUCUCCUGAUAUCAGAGCUCAUGGCAAGAAAGUAUUUGAUGCCCUGACAAAGGCUGCACAACACCUGGACAACAUUGAGGGAGCCCUGAGUAACCUGAGCGACCUCCAUGCCUUUGACCUGAGAGUGGAUCCUGGAAACUUCACAAUCCUGGCUCACCACAUCUUGGUUACAAUUGCUAUACACCACCCUGACAAAUUUGACUCUCUCACUCACCAGGCUCUGGACAAGUUCCUGGCUGCCGUUGGAUGCGCUCUGACAUCUAAGUACCGUUAAAUGUGUCAAGAUGACAGAGGUUUCAUCAACAUCAUAAACCUUCCAAUGGCUGAUUGUGACAUCUGACUGAGAACAUAUGAAAUAAAGUGAAUUACAAUUUUAA
Molecule: messenger RNA, 594 nt
Organism: Hyla sarda
Lineage: Eukaryota; Metazoa; Chordata; Amphibia; Anura; Hylidae
Product: hemoglobin subunit alpha-2-like
Exons: 3
Coding region: 63-491 (142 amino acids)
Biological process (GO): oxygen transport; hydrogen peroxide catabolic process
Cellular component (GO): haptoglobin-hemoglobin complex; blood microparticle; hemoglobin complex
Molecular function (GO): heme binding; oxygen binding; organic acid binding
Source: RefSeq, a predicted model, not a curated record